AAAACCCUAACAGCAACAGCAGCUCCCACCACCACCACCACCACCACCAUGUCCGAAUGAACACUCCCAAACCCUACCCCCGCGUUCUGCGCUGAUCUCUGCUACUGCUACUGCUACUGUCCCCAGCUCAAGCUCCCAACCAAUAAGAUCGCCGAUGGUGAUGGCUGACACUGACGACCUCAAUGUGAAAUCCCCGUGGAAGACUCCUGUCACCGCCGAAGAAGCUCCGGUCAAUGGCAUGGCUGCCGAGUCCUGGCCUGCUCUCGCUGACGCCCAGGCCCAGGCCCAUAGGUCCAAGACUCCCGACCUCCCCGCUCCUCAGGUAUUGAUAUUGCAGCAAAAGACAAAUCGGCCUGGAAACUCUAAUGCUUCGCACAAGCAUUCACCGUCACAGCAUCAAAAGACUGGCUCUAAACGUAAUCCCAAUGUUGCACCUCCUUUCCCAGUACCCUUACCCUACCAUCAACCACCACUUCCACCUGUUUUUCAUACCAUGGUACAUCCGCCACACAUUGCUGCUUCUGGUUUUGCUUUCCAGCCAUACCAUGGACCCAUUGCAGAUGUUGAAAAUCAUAUAGCAAAAUCUGGAUCUGAGACACCAGUGCAAGGUUUUGUGCAACCAGUUCAGCCUCAACCGCGAGGUAAUCCAAAUGUGUAUGGUGUCAAUUUUUCUUCCAGAAGACCCAAUAUGCAGGAGCCUGGUGGGCCUGGUGUCCAUUGGAAUCAAGCUUGGUAUCAGCAACGGCCAUUUAAUCCCAGAGAGAACAUUCCUAUGCAACAGGGAGUUGGACCUAGGCCUUUCUUAAGACCUCAAUUUUUUGGUCCAGCUCCCGGGUUCAUGGUUGGCCCGGCCAUUCCAGGACCUGUUCCCAUGUGCUAUGUUCCUGUUCCGCCAACUGGUGCAAUUAGGGGACCUCAUCCUCCCCACUUUAUGCCACAUCCAUUAAAUCCAGGGGCUCCAUUACUACACCCGGAGAGACAUCCUGUAGCGUUAAGGGACAACAUUAUAAAACAAAUAGAGUAUUAUUUUAGUGAUGAAAAUCUAAAGAAUGACAAGUACCUAAUUUCAUUGAUGGAUGACCAAGGGUGGGUGCCAAUAACCACUAUUGCUGACUUUAAAAGGGUUAAGAAAAUGUGUACAGACAUAGCAUUUAUUCUUGACUCACUGCAGGGUUCAGCUACCGUAGAAGUGCAGGGCAACAAGAUACGGAGACGAGUUGAGUGGACCAAGUGGAUCACAACUUCUACAGACUUAACAUCAACAUCAAAACAGGCUCAACUUGAACAGAGGGCUAUAAAUGUUUUAGAGAAUAGUGAUGCCAGUGAUGGAAGGACCACUUGCGAAAAGAAUGUUAUAGUUUCAUCUUGUGAAAAGAAUUUGAUGGUGGACGAGCCAUCCAAUACCGAACAUUGCCUUGAUAGUCUUAAAGUUGAUGGGAAAUUACCAGUCUUGACUUCGAAUAAUGGUGAUAAAAUUCGAAAGUUUACUGCCAAAUCAAAUUGCAAGAUCACAUAUCUUAAAACAAAUCAUGGUUCAGGCUUCCCUGACCAAUCCGAGGGAACUGAGCGUUCAGAUAAUGAUAUGAAGAAUCUUGGUGGUCUGUCAAGUGAUUUCGCAAACACAUUUAUGCUCGAUGAAGAGCUAGAGCUCGAGCAGAAAAUAGUAAAGAAGGAUGAUAUCUCUCCUGGUAGAAGGGUUGAUGACGAAGAUGAUGAGAUUGUAGUCCUUGAUCAGGAUGUCCAGAGACUUGUAAUUGUUACCAGGAAUUGCAAAGUAGGUGAAGGAUCUAAAACUGAUGAUAAGGAAUCAAAAACCAUUUCCAAUGAGCUUGCUUCUGCUAUAAAUGAAGGCCUCUAUUUCUAUGAGCAGGAACUGAAAACCAAGCGAUCAAACCGUAAAAAGAACAACUCCAGUUACGAAAAUAGAGAUGCAAGCUCAAGAGUUUCAAGUUUUUCCAAAGGUUUUUCAAAUUUGAAGCGUUCUGAAAUAUCUGGGAACAACAGUGCCAUUGAAGAGUCUAUAAGUGCUAAUUCCCGAAAGAAGCAAAGCAAAAACUCCCAGAAUCAACAGUCAUCCCAUAGACAGCGAUUCUUCUCGAGCAACUUUAGAAAUUAUGGAACCGGUCGGAACUCUCUAGGAAUCGUAUCUGAAAGUCCACCAAGUAACUCGGUUGGAUUUUUCUUUAGUUCAACACCUCCUGAAAAUCAUGGUCCAAGGUCUUCCAAGUUGAGUGGUUCUCCCCAUGGGGUUCUCUCAGGAAGCAGUCCACCAGUGGGUUCUGUGCCAAAGUCAUUUCCACCAUUUCAGCAUCCAAGUCAUCAGCUUCUAGAAGAAAAUGGUUUCAAACAGCAGAAGUACCUUAAGUAUCACAAGCGUUGCCUAAAUGACAGAAAGAAGUCGGGAAUCGGUUGCAGUGAGGAAAUGAACACUUUAUAUAGAUUUUGGUCUUAUUUCCUAAGAAACAUGUUCAACUGCUCAAUGUACAAUGAGUUUCGGAAAUAUGCACUUGAAGACGCUGCUGCUAGCUAUCAUUAUGGAGUAGAGUGCCUUUUCUACUUUUUCAGUUAUGGGUUGGAGAAGGAAUUUCGAGAUGACCUGUAUGAUGACUUUGAACAGCUGACUCUGGAGUUUUACCAUGAAGGAAAUCUCUAUGGCCUGGAAAAAUAUUGGGCAUUUCAUCAUUAUAGGGAGAAACGGGGUCAGAAGGAGCCUCUUAGAAAAAAUCAAGAAUUGAAUCGCUUGCUUAGGGAAGUAUACCGUAGCUUGGAUGAUUUCCGUGCCAAAGAGAGAACUACAACGGCAAUCACUUCCGUGAAAGAGAGGAGUCAUUAGCAGAAAGUAGAAGUAAUGCAAUUAACCUGUAAUCAAAGCCCUGGAGAUGGCGUAGAAUUGAUGGCGUCCCAAUUUUGAAAGAAACUGACAGCUUUAACAAAGGAGUCAGUUUGCAGCUAUUCUUGGUUUCGGGCUCAGAGAAUGGAGAUGCAUUCUGUAUAAUAAGCAUUCGAUGGAUUUCACUCACCUUUGUUGAGGGCUGCUUACUGCUGAGUUUUUUUGUGCAAAGUUUUUCUGGCUCCACGGCUCUAUCUUUUAUUGGAGUUAUCUGCAGCUUGAAGAGGGUGGCGCCUCUGCUUUUUCUCUAUCAGUUCAAGCCUUCUAUAAAUUGUAGUUGUAAAUAGUUGAGUCACUUUUUGUUUUUCCUUUCAGUUUGAGAAAAAAAAAGAAGACAUGAGUGAAAGACAGGGAUAUGAUGGCAGAAGAAGAAACCCAAAUAAGAAAGAAGAAGAAGAGGAAGUUGUAGCUUAUAACAUGUGAAUUUGUGACCAAUAAGUGAUUAAAAUUGAAUUUUUUCUUAUUUCUUUGAAGUUAGCCAUUUAUCUUUUUUAUUUGAUUUUUAUCAAUAUUUAUUUUUUCUCUUCU
Messenger RNA from Fragaria vesca subsp. vesca, 3418 nucleotides. RefSeq names its product la-related protein 1-like. Gene Ontology annotation, molecular function: RNA cap binding. The transcript is spliced from 14 exons. Lineage: Eukaryota; Viridiplantae; Streptophyta; Magnoliopsida; Rosales; Rosaceae. The record is from RefSeq and is a predicted model, not a curated record. Gene Ontology annotation, biological process: mRNA stabilization. Bases 155 to 2833 code for a protein of 892 amino acids.